AUGGCUCUAGCGUCCUCGCAGUCCCUCAAUGAGAUGGACCUGGGCGCUCAGCGGGAGCGCUGGGAGACGUUCAGGAAGCGGCGGAGCCUCAGCUGCAAGGGCGCCGCCAAGUUCCUGCUGGACACCGUGUACCCAGGCCUGGUGUAUCACACCCGAGGCUGCCACUGCGGCGCGGUCCGCUUCGCCUUCUGGGCCCCCGCAGACCUGCGCGUGGUGGAUUGCAGCUGCAGGCUGUGCAGGAAGAAGCAGCACCGACACUUCCUCGCCCCGGCCUCGCGCUUCACUCUCCUGCUGGGCGCCGAGAGCAUCGUCACCUAUCGAUCCCACGCGCACCCGGCGCUGCACAGCUUCUGCAGCAGGCGCGGGGUGCAGAGUUUCCACGCCUCUGUCUCUGACCCCGGCGUGUAUGGCGUCGCCCCGCACUGGCUGGACAAGGGAACAUUUUCCUAGAGACCCUCUGCUGGCAUCAAGCAACCAGGAUCAUGAAAACUCCCUUUUCCAGUGAAAUAAUC
Molecule: messenger RNA, 512 nt
Organism: Mustela erminea (ermine)
Lineage: Eukaryota; Metazoa; Chordata; Mammalia; Carnivora; Mustelidae
Product: centromere protein V-like protein 1
Exons: 2
Coding region: 1-450 (149 amino acids)
Molecular function (GO): carbon-sulfur lyase activity
Source: RefSeq, a predicted model, not a curated record